UAAAAUACUGAAAGAAUUCAUUCCAGAAUUUCGAAUUUUCUAAUUUUAUAUGUGAACUACGAUUUCUCUACAGUGGAAAGGCGAAAAGAAACGAACAAAAUUUUGAAGUAGAAUUUAAGGCAGUCGCCGAUUUUCCUUCUUCGACUGCGGAAUUCGCCAAUAAUUUUGUUCGGGGAUAUUUGAAGGAAUUUAUUCAUCGUUUCUUCGCCCUAGGGUAGAUCAGGAUCAGAGCUUGAGAUUUGAAGUUUGUGUCCGAUCAUAAUGGCGAGGAUCAAACCUCAAGCUCUCUUACAACAGAGUAAGAAGAAGAAGGGGCCGAGUCGAGUCAGUGCUGUUACAAUUGCAAUUUACGGCCUGAUUGUUGUUGUCAUGGCGUUUUUUCUUUUCGCUUCCUACAGACACUGGACUCAAAGGUCAGCAUAUCCAGCAGAGGAUACAUUCUCAAGUGCAGAGCAUGAUAAUUCGAUUGGCAAUUCAAAGAAAAUUGAUAUCCCGAAAUAUGCUGUAAUACAAACCUCAAAAGGUUCAGUUACUGUGGAACUCUACAAGGAAGGCUCUCCUGAAGUUGUUUAUGAAUUUGUUCAGGCAUGCCAGAAUGGCCGCUUCAAAGGAAUGCUCUUCAACCGUGUAAUAAAGAACUUUGUAAUUCAAGGAGGCGAUGUCAAUAGACCCGGAACAACUGAAGAUUGGACUUCGAGGGGAAAGCAUUACAAUCAACUCGAUACAAGCCUGAAGCAUGAAGCUUUUAUGCUGGGCACUUCCAAGACGAAACCUGAUGGUGGGGGGUUCGACCUUUUUAUCACAACAGCACCUAUCCCUGAUCUAAAUGAGAAAAUCAAUGUAUUCGGACGUGUUAUAAAGGGUGAAGAUGUUGUCCAGGAAAUCGAAGAGGCGGACACAGACGAGCAUUAUCGCCCUAAAGCUCCCAUAGGGAUCACAGACGUGACCCUGAAAACAGAAUAGGUAGAGUGCGUUGUGAUAGCAUAGGAUAAAAUCAAAGAAGCAUCUUAUGAUUGAAAGUAAUUUCUGUUCAUCACCCUGUCCCGUUAAACCAAUGGAGCUUUCAUUCCCCACCUUCCACAUUCAAGGCUUCGUUCCAUCGAUUUGUACAAACUUGUUACUUUGUUUAGCUUUUCACUUUUGAAAUUUUGUUUCUAUUUGCUUCUUUUUGUAUACAAGUUGCAUUUUUAGCGUUACAAAGAUAAAUCUUUUAAUGACUUGAAA
Messenger RNA from Salvia miltiorrhiza (redroot sage), 1224 nucleotides. RefSeq names its product peptidyl-prolyl cis-trans isomerase CYP21-4. Lineage: Eukaryota; Viridiplantae; Streptophyta; Magnoliopsida; Lamiales; Lamiaceae. Gene Ontology annotation, biological process: protein peptidyl-prolyl isomerization. Gene Ontology annotation, molecular function: peptidyl-prolyl cis-trans isomerase activity. The transcript has 8 exons. Bases 262 to 963 code for a protein of 233 amino acids. The record is from RefSeq and is a predicted model, not a curated record.